Messenger RNA from Mangifera indica (mango), 1229 nucleotides. RefSeq names its product exosome complex component RRP41-like. Bases 180 to 956 code for a protein of 258 amino acids. The record is from RefSeq and is a predicted model, not a curated record. Gene Ontology annotation, cellular component: cytoplasmic exosome (RNase complex); nucleolus; nuclear exosome (RNase complex). The transcript has 7 exons. Gene Ontology annotation, biological process: rRNA catabolic process; U4 snRNA 3'-end processing; poly(A)-dependent snoRNA 3'-end processing. NCBI's taxonomy places the organism in Eukaryota, Viridiplantae, Streptophyta, Magnoliopsida, Sapindales, Anacardiaceae.
CUAGGAGCCAAGGGGAGGCAAGUCUAAUUAUCGAAAAGGGUUUAGCCCUCCAAAACAAAACCGUCGUUUACUGAGACAUCGUUAACAAAGUUGAAGCCUUCCGUCUCCUGCCUUCUGCCUUCUGUGCAAGUCGUGAAGUUCUAGUGUUUGAACUGCUUCAGAAACUGAAGAAAUAUAGAAUGGCUGCAAAACCUGGUGCAGCUUCGACCACUUACUCUCCGAUUGACCCGACCAAUAAAACCCGACCACCCAUUUUCACUGGCUCUGACAUCGACUGGCUCCGACCCGAUUCUCGAACCUUCCAACAGUGCAGACCUGCUUUUUUCCGGACUGGUGCUGUAAAUUCUGCAGAAGGAUCUGCUUAUGCAGAAUUUGGAAAUACCAAGGUGAUUGUGUCAGUAUUUGGGCCAAGGGAAAGUAAGAAAGCAAUGAUGUACAGUGAUAUAGGAAGGCUAAAUUGUAAUGUUAGCUAUACAACUUUUGCCACACCAGUACGUGGACAGGGAUCAGCAGACCACAAAGAUUUUUCAUCUAUGCUUCAUAAAGCUUUGGAGGGUGCUAUAAUAUUGGAGACUUUCCCUAAGACAACUGUUGAUGUUUUUGCAUUGGUGUUGGAAUCUGGAGGCAGUGACCUCCCUGUUGUGAUAUCAUGUGCUAGUCUUGCCCUUGCAGAUGCUGGUAUUAUGAUGUAUGACCUUGUUGCUUCAGUUUCUGUGUCAUGCCUAGGGAAAAAUCUUCUGAUUGAUCCUGUUUCAGAGGAGGAAAACUACCAAGAUGGAAGCCUAAUGAUUGCUUGCAUGCCUUCUUGUUAUGAGGUGACACAGUUAGCCGUUACUGGGAAAUGGUCAACCUCAAAGCUCAAUGAGGCGAUGCAGCUGUGUCUCGAUGCAUCUACUAAGCUUGGGGAAAUCAUGAGGUCAUGCUUGAAAGAAGCUGCUUCUGCUACGCAAGAUUAGAGAUUUUUGUUUUUAAAUUAUUGUUUAACAUAUAGGAUACAAGAGAAGCCACCUGUUUAAAAUUUGCCCUUCUUUUCAGAAAAUAAAUUCACUAGCUUUCCUUUACAUAAACUUGAUUUUUUUUUGCAAUUAAGUUUAUGUUUGUAUGGCUUUUCUUGCCCUGAUGCCACUUUUCAGAUGAGUAUUUACAAAUAUUUAACCAUGAACGCAGAAGAAACCUUGGAUACUGAUAAUUUGUAAUUAGAUAAUGAGAAAUGUUUCUAUUAUCAUGUA